AUGCCGCUGCCCCCCAACAGCAUGGCACUGACCUCCACCAACUCGCCGCCGAUCACCAACAGCAUGCCGUCAACGCCGCAAGCGGUACCUCAAGCCCUCAAGCGCCACGCCACCAGUGCUGAUGUGCUCAGUCAAACCGCUCAACGCCAUCGUCGGAUUGACGCCGCUAUAGACAAGGCGUCCUGCCAAAUGACCAUGGACAACUCCAGCGAGUUCUCAAGUACGAUAGUGGCCAUGAUGUUCAUGGUGCAAGAACGUCAAGCUGCUCGCAAUGCUGAGUACCAACGCCAAAAGGAAGAAAGACAACGCGAGCAGGCCGAACGCGAGGAGAAACAAGCAGCGGAGAGAGAGAUGCGGGACCAGCAAUCGCUACAAUUGAAGCUGAUGCUCAUGGCAAAGUUGAUGGGCGACCAAAACAACAAUUAA
Messenger RNA from Phytophthora sojae, 426 nucleotides. RefSeq lists its product as hypothetical. The coding region runs from base 1 to 426 and encodes 141 amino acids. Lineage: Eukaryota; Oomycota; Peronosporomycetes; Peronosporales; Peronosporaceae. The record is from RefSeq and is a predicted model, not a curated record. The transcript has 2 exons.